AUGCAGUUAGUAAAUGGGCUGGGAGCGUGGAGCAGCUGCGGGUAUUCGCUUCAACUUGGGCCAGCCCCGCGUCGUAGUGUAAUUAGAAAAACCACAACCGAAUUGUUUCGAUCGACUAGCUCUUAUGCAGCAGUACUGCGACAAAUUGGUAAAGAAAACUUGAAGAAGGCAUUAAGGGAUGAUGCACCAUUGCCAUUUAUUAGUCGUCGAGCAAUUCGUCGUGAUAGACUUCAGUUCACAAUAAAUGGACAAGUAUCAGUAUGUAUAACUCCCAGUACAGGAGCAGUAACCAUACAAGAACGCGGUUUCCGAACUAAAAGAACAGGAAGUGGAGGAUUAGGAGGGCAUACUGGAGGAUCGAAAGUUGAUCGUGAAAAGAACAAGUGA
Molecule: messenger RNA, 387 nt
Organism: Strongylus vulgaris
Lineage: Eukaryota; Metazoa; Nematoda; Chromadorea; Rhabditida; Strongylidae
Source: the annotation of a GenBank genome assembly